This is a messenger RNA of Lycium ferocissimum, 2089 nucleotides long. Its product is annotated as putative serine/threonine-protein kinase. Bases 119 to 1171 code for a protein of 350 amino acids. The transcript has 5 exons. Gene Ontology annotation, biological process: protein phosphorylation. NCBI's taxonomy places the organism in Eukaryota, Viridiplantae, Streptophyta, Magnoliopsida, Solanales, Solanaceae. The record is from RefSeq and is a predicted model, not a curated record. Gene Ontology annotation, molecular function: protein kinase activity; ATP binding.
GUAUGAAUUUUCGACAAAGUAGCAUUAAUUGUUUCAUACCUCAUCCUAACUUACUCAUAAAAAAUGCACAGGUUCUUUAGCGGAAGCAUUGCUAGCAAUAAUUUUAGCAACAUUUGGGAUGAUGAUGGUGAUCUUGCUUGUUAAGUAUGUAACAAGAAACGCCAGGGCUGGACGAAAGCUUCUUCGUUUGAAGCCAAAGGAGCUUGCUUCUAAUUGUUCAGGUCUAUAUAGUUUCUCAAAAGCUGAGAUUGAAAACGCGAUCAAUUUUGCAGAGGAGAAGAAAUUUCUGGGACGUGGUAGUGCAGGGCAAGUGUUCAAAGGGAUUCUUCCGAGUGGACAAGUAGUUGCUAUCAAGCAAAUUUAUAGAAGUAAUACGUCCGAUUCUUUCACCAGAGAACUAGAGAAUCUUUCAAGAGUCAGACAUCCUAAUCUUGUUUGCCUCUUUGGGUGUUGCAUUGAGGAUGGUGAGCAAUAUUUAGUCUAUGAGUAUUGCUCUGCUGGAAAUCUAGCUCAACAUCUUUUGAGGAAAGACAGGGUCCUAAGUUGGGAACAAAGGGUAAGAAUCUUAAGAGAUUGUGCACUUGCAUUGAGGUAUCUCCAUACCUACAUAGAUGGCUACAUUGUUCACAGAGAUAUUAAGCUUACAAAUAUCCUUUUAACAGAGGAAUUGGGAGCAAAGCUAUCAGAUUUUGGGCUGGCAAAGAUGUUGGGAAUGGAAGAGAGCAAAGUGUUUACAGAUGUAAGAGGGACAAUAGGUUAUAUGGAUCCUGAAUAUAUGAGUAAUGCAAAGUUGACUUGUGCAAGUGACGUUUAUAGCUUUGGCAUAGUAGCUUUACAAGUUCUUUCUGGCCAGAAAGUCAUUGAACUUGAUUUGGAUGCCAGAGACCAACUAACAAGAAAGGCGAAGGAUGUGAGCAUGCAUAAACGGCCCCUAAAAGACUUUGAGGACCCGCGGCUAAAAGAUGAAAUAAACAGUGAGGAUUUCGAGUCCAUACUUCAAAUAGCAGUGCUUUGUGUCGCCAAAUCAAGCAAAGGUCGUCCAACUAUCGAUGUUGUCUUCGAGGAGAUGGACAAAGUCUUGAAAAACACAUUGUCCAACAAGAAAGCCGCGGAUCAAAGUGCAUUAGCUGCAGUGAGGAAAUCCCAUUCAGUUGGUGUCCUCCCUGUCUGAAACAUAGCACCAAAGUGUCUCUGUUUGUAACAUGUUUUUGAAGGGUUCGUUAUUAUGUUGGGAGCAACUUUUUUAUAGUUAUAAUCUUUUAAGAUCGAUGUACAGCUAGCAAAGGUGUUUCCAUGGAGAUCCUGUAGGUGAAACCACCUUUUGGUUCUUGAGAACAUUUGUGAUUUGUUGUAUUAUGUGGGUGUAAAUUGAUGAUAAGAAUGAUCCCUUGUUGUUUGUCUGUUGUACAAAAGAACACUCUUUAUUCUUCUUCUUUUUUCUAGUCUUAAUUUGGCCUAUGAGGUUUGCAAACUUGACCGCUUCAACUAAUGCUUUAAACAAAGUACUUGGAUAUGGUGUUUUACGCUAAAUCAGGCAACUUAAACUUUAAAAUCACAAAUUAAGACUCUAUAACAGCUUUAAGUCCUCUCCCACUUAAAGCUAAAUAAGGAGAGAAAUGCCCCAAAUCAGUACAUUCCAUUCUUAGCAAAGGCUCCUUCCAGAUAAUCUCUCGAAGCACCACACUUGAAUACAUAUCACGUCUUUCAUUCAGUUAUUUGUCACCCGGUGAGCAAAUUUUUCUUCGAUUGUAUUAAGGUGAAUAAAUCCUUUUUGGUCAGUUUCAGUGGUCAAAUACAUAGACAAUCCUUUAAAGCUGCCACAUAUUUUCAUUUAAACAUAUCAACUGAAGCUUUUACCUAUUAGAUAACUAACUUAUUUAAAAAUUAUCAGUGAUCUGCUUCAGCUUGUUAAAGCUGUCAACAAUAUCCCAGGGCCUAGUAUUGCCAGAUAUUCUGCACAAUUCAAGAACAUAGGCCAUGAUACAUUUCCAUACUAACUAUCCACCUUACUACUCACAUCCAUAGUUACAUAAUCCAUUUUCUGAUGGUUAGAAUCUGGUAGACCUCGAUGUAUUAGCGCCUCAAAUUU